AUGUUCUCCGUGGCUCUCGGCCUGGCGGUGUACUUCGUCGUGCCGUGCCCCGCGGACCUCACGCGCGAGGCGUGGCGCUUACUCGCCAUCUUCUGCACCACCGUCGCGGGUCUGGUGGUCAAGCCCGCGCCGGUGGGCAUGUGGUGCUUCAUGUCGCUGACGUUCACCGUGAUGACCAAGACGCUGACGUUUGAACAAGGACUCGCGAGUUUAACCAACCAGGUCAUCUGGCUCAUCGUCGUGGCGUCGUUCUUCGCCAGGGCGUUCAUCAAGACGGGCUUCGGGGACAGGCUCGGGCUGUUGUUCGUCAGGGCCUUUGGCAGCGACACGCUCAAGCUCGCGUACGGGUUACAGACGGCGGAGGCGUUUCUGUCUCCGGCGAUGCCGAGCACCACGGCGAGAGCCGCGGGGGUGUUCGUGCCGAUCGUCAACUCUCUGGACGACAGGACCAAGACGUACCUGAUGUCGCAGCAGCUGCAGGGCGGUAACGUGACCUCGUGCCUCCUGGUGAGCGCCGCGGCGCAGAACUUUCUGUGCAUGCAGAUCGCCACGGGCAUGGGCAUCCCGUUCACGAACCCGUUUAUGGAUUGGCUCGUGGCGAGCAGCGUGCCGUCGAUCCUCGGGAUCCUGGCGACCCCGAUCGUGAUCUACCUGAUCGAUCCACCCGGGGUGAAAGAGACCCCGGAGGCGCCCAUCAUCGCAGCGAAAAAGUUGGAGGAGCUCGGGCCCAUUAGGGGGAACGAGCUCAAGAUGGUUGGCGGGCUGGCCAUCACGGUGUUCAUGUGGAUCUUCGGCACGAAGAUUGGGGUCUCUCCCGCUCUCGCGGCGAUGAUCGGCUUCUCCCUGCUGAUGAUCAUGAACGUCAUCUCCUGGGACGAGGCGCUGGAGCAGAAGGGCGCGUGGGACACCCUUUUGUGGUUCUCGGUGCUCAUCUCGAUGUCCGGGCAGCUGAACACCAUGGGAGUCGUCCCUCAUUUCGCCAACGCGGUUUCCUCCUCCUUGGCGGCGAUGGACAUGGGUUGGAUGCAGGUGUUCGCGCUCCUGCACGGCGUUUACUUCAUCAUGCACUACUUCUUCGCCUCGCAGUCCGCGCACGUGGGCGCGCUGUACCCGGCCUUCCUCUCCAUGAUGCUCGCGUCCGGCACGCCGCCCAUGCUCGCGGCGCUCACGCUCGGGUUCAACACCAACCUCUUUGGCGGCUUGACGCACUACGCGUCUGGCCAGGCUGCGUGUUACUUUUCCAGCGGGCACGUGCCGAUGUCGCUGCUGUGGAAGCAGGGGGCGUACAUGUCGGUGGUGAACCUGCUCAUCUACAGCACGGUGGGCAUGGCGUGGUGGAAGAUGCUCGGGCUGUGGUAA
Micromonas commoda is the source of this 1359-nucleotide messenger RNA. RefSeq names its product divalent Anion:Na+ symporter family. Gene Ontology annotation, biological process: transmembrane transport. The record is from RefSeq and is a predicted model, not a curated record. Gene Ontology annotation, cellular component: membrane. Lineage: Eukaryota; Viridiplantae; Chlorophyta; Mamiellophyceae; Mamiellales; Mamiellaceae. The transcript has a single exon. Gene Ontology annotation, molecular function: transmembrane transporter activity. The coding region runs from base 1 to 1359 and encodes 452 amino acids.